AUGUCCAGUCGAUUCUUUCGUGCGAUCUCUGAUUCCGAGUCGGAAUCCUCUUCGGAGGAGGAGGAGCUGCUCUCUGAGGAGGAGCAGCCCAAGACCAAGGGCGGAAAGAAGGACUCGGACGACAGCGAUGACUCGGACGAGGAGGACGAAGACUCGGAUGAGGACGAGAGCGACGACGAUGGCGCACAGCAGUCGCGCAAGCCCAUGUCGCGCUUCAUGCGCGACGCUGAUAGCGACAGCGACAGUGAGGAGGAUGUGCGCAAGGUGAUCAAGAGUGCCAAAGACAAGCGUCUCGACGAGUUCGAUGCGGUGGUCAAGACGAUGGAAAACGCGCAGCGUAUCGACGACUGGGUCACCAUCUCGAAGGAGUUUGACGGUCUCUUGCGCCUGUGCGACAGGCAGCGCAAGCUGAACGAGAGCAUUCCUACGUCGUUCAUCAAGGAGGUGGCUGCUCUCGACACCUUCCUCGCCAAGUCGCUCGCCGACAAGGAGGCGACCAAGAAGAUGAAGGCGCCCAACGCCAAGGCCAUGAACGGUAUGAAGCAGAAGCUCAAAAAGACCGUGAAGGAGAACGACGCGGCGCUGCAGCAGUACCGCGCCGACCCCGAAAACUACGACGAAAAGGUGCAGGCGGCGCAGGCUGCCCCCAAGCUGCCCGACCUCAUGCCGGUCUCGGGCAAGGGCGUCAAGGCGCCUGCCCUCGCCGAGGCGCCUGUCGCUGAGGAGGCCGGCGAUGAUGAAGAGUUCCAGACGGUCGGCAAGGGCGGCAAGGUCGGCCUGACGUCCGACGCGCUUUUCAAGGCGCUCACCGCCGUGCUCGAGGCGCGUGGCCGCAAGAGCACUGACCGCACCGAGCAGAUCAGCACGCUGACCAAGCUGCUGGACUCGGCCUCGACGCCGUACCAGCGCGUCCGUGUGCUCCUCGCGCUGAUCGCCGCGCGCUUCGACUACAGCAGCUCGGCGAACGCAUACAUGCCCCUGGACCUCUGGCUCCAGGCGCGCACCGAGUUGAGCGAGCUCCUGACGGUGCUUUCUGCGAACAAGCACUACAUUGUGCUCGAAGAGACCGAGGACUACGACGACCAGAUCGAGCGCCGUCCGAACGAGAACGACGAAGGCGCGAUUGUGCUGGUGCGCGGCAGUGUGAUCAGCUUCAUCGACCGUCUGGAGGACGAGUUUAUCAAGAGCCUGCAGCACAUUGACCCCCACACGACCGAGUACGUCGAGCGCCUCUGCGACGAGAAGCUGCUCUACCAGACCAUUGUGCGUGGCCAGAGCUACUUUGAGUCGGUCGUCGACCAGCAGCUGCCCGACAAGGUCAUGACGCUCCUGGCCGAGUCGCUGCGCCGCGUCGUGAUGCGCCGUCUGGAGCACAUCUACUCGAAGCAGGACGUGAUUAUCCUUGCGCUCGAGAGCGCCAACGCCGAGGCGCAGGCGUCGCUGCCCAAGUCGCACAUCACGCCCACCUACGAGGAGGUGCGCGACAGGGCCGACGGUUCUACGCAGCUCGUCCACGCGCUGUGUGUCUACCUCUACCAGCGCCCCGAGGUGUCGGGCGAGCGCCAGCGCACGCGUGCGAUGCUUUGCCAAGUCUACCACCAUGCGCUGCACGCCGACUAUCACGUUGCGCGCGACCGCUUCCUGAUGAGCCACCUCCAGGAGUCGAUCCACCUCGCGGACGCCGCGACGCAGAUCCUCUAUAACCGCGUGCUGGUGCAGCUCGGUCUGUGUGCCUUCCGCGUGGGCCUGAUUAAGGAGUGCCACGCGGCGCUCCAGGAGAUCUUUACGACGGGCCGCGUCAAGGAGCUGCUCGCGCAGGGCGUCUCCAAGGUGUCGCCCUACAACACGGUGACUGCCGAGCAGGAGAAGCUCGACCGCCAGCGCCAGCUGCCUUUCCAUAUGCACAUCAAUCUCGAGCUCCUGGAGUGUGUGUACCUCGUCGCGAGCAUGCUCCUCGAGGUGCCCAACAUGGCGUACGCCGGCUCCGACCCCGAGCUCCGCAAAAAGGUCAUCUCGCGUCCCUUCCGCCGGAUGCUCGACUACACCGACCGCCUCGUCUUUACGGGUCCGCCGGAGAACACGCGUGACCAUGUGAUGCAGGCGUGCAAGGCGCUGCAGAACGGCGAGUGGAAGACGUGCAUUGAGCUCAUCAAGUCGAUCAAGAUCUGGAAGCUGAUUCCCGACCAGGACAAGGUGCUCGCGCGCCUCGCGCAGCACAUCCAGGAGGAGGGUCUGCGUACCUAUCUGUUCAACUUUGCGUCGCACUACGACUCGCUCUCGCUGAGCCACCUCGCCGAGACGUUUGAGCUGAGCGAGUCGACCGUCCGCUCGCUCGUCUCGCGCAUGAUCUGGAACGACGAGCUGGCUGCGACCCUCGAUCCGAUCCACAACGUGAUUGUGUUCCAGCGCAUGGAGCUCAACCGUGUGCAGCAGCUCUCGCUCUCGCUCUCGGACCGCGCGAACGCGAUGCUCGAGCAGAACGAGUGGCUGCUCGACUCCAAGCUGGGCGACCUGCGCUCGAGCAGCAAUGCCAACGCAGGCGCAGGCGCCAACACGUUUGCGGGUGAGGGCGGCGCGGACCGCGAGAGCCAGGGUCGCCGCGAUGCACGUCGCAAGGGCCGCGGGCGUGGGCGGGUGCAGCUCCAGGCCCAGGCGCUUGGGCAAAAGGUAUAG
This is a messenger RNA of Malassezia japonica, 2673 nucleotides long. RefSeq names its product Translation initiation factor 3 subunit c (gene NIP1). Bases 1 to 2673 code for a protein of 890 amino acids. Gene Ontology annotation, molecular function: translation initiation factor activity; RNA binding; translation initiation factor binding. Lineage: Eukaryota; Fungi; Basidiomycota; Malasseziomycetes; Malasseziales; Malasseziaceae. The record is from RefSeq and is a predicted model, not a curated record. Gene Ontology annotation, cellular component: eukaryotic translation initiation factor 3 complex. Gene Ontology annotation, biological process: translational initiation. The transcript has a single exon.